AUGGAAGCUGAACGUGAAACUGUUGACGCCAGAACACAUCAAAGAAUUCAAAACGGACUGCACCGGUUGGAGAACUGUGAAACUCCUCUUUCGGUCUCCAGCAGACAGGGGGGAAAUAGUCAAGGGGAAAAUCAAGUGGCAAGAGAGAGACAGGGAAACCUGUCCAAACUCCAGAAAGGCAUGCAGAACCUGCAGACUAUGUGGGUUGAUGUCAUGGAGGAUCUCCAGGAGGUAAAGAGCCAGCAAGCCUUGCUCUUUGCCUCAAAAGUCUCCAAGAUAAUCUUCUGGUCCCAGGACUGCGCCAUGCAGCAGGAUGAGAUGUGCUCACAUUUCUUCUUCCUGAAGGUACACAGGGAGAGUUCUGUGAUCAGCAGUCUGAAAGAAGAAGAUAGCUCGGUUAGCUACUCAGCUUCAGCUAAAAUCCUCAGUGACAAGGCUCGAUUUCCUGCUUUUUUACGAACAAUUCCAAGUGAUGAGUAUCAAACCAAAGGCAUGGUUAAACUGGUUCAAAUGUUCCAGUGGAACUGGGUUGGAACUAUUGCAAGUGAUGACGAAUACAGCCGUUCUGGGAUAAAUAACUUCAUUAUGCAAGCAGAGCAAGCGGGUAUAUGCAUUGCUUUUCAAGAAGUUAUUCCAUUUUAUUCAUCAAAUCACAUAACUAAUUCCAGAAUAAAAGAAAUAGCAAACAUUAUCAUCAACCAAACAAAAGUGAACGUCAUUGUUAUUUUUGGAAAAAGCUCUCAUGUCACCCAACUGUUUACGGUGUUAAGUACGCAGAACAUAAGCAAAGUAUGGAUUGCCAGUGACAGUUGGUCAACCAACAGUAACAUUACUCGUUUGGAGAACAUUCAAAAUCUUGGGAAUAUUGUUGGAUUUACAUUUAAGAGUGGAAACAUUUCCGAGUUUCAAAAUUAUGUAAAAAAUUUACCACAUAAUUCUGAAAGUCCAAACACAUUUUUAGCAGAGUAUUACAGCCUUCGUAAACUUUGUGCGCACGUACAAGACAAUGACUUAGAUUCAUGUCUUUCAAACCAUACACGUCAUGCAAUGGAUAAUAGACUGAAUAUCGUCAACAAUUCCACGAAGAUGCAAUACCAGGAGGAUGAUUUUCUGGUGAAUCAUAUUGACCCGGGUGUUACUUCCAACAUACAGUGGUCAGUGACUGCUCUUGCACACGCUCUUAAAAAUCUACUAAAAUGUAAUGAAGGAAUUUGCUGGAAAUCAUUCAACUUUGCACCUUGGGAGUUGUUGGAACAUGUGAAGAAAGUAAACAUGACUGAUGGAGGAACAAAGAUUCAAUUUGAUCUUUCCGGCGAUUUUAUGUCUGGAUAUGAUAUUGUGAUGUGGAACUUUUUGGAAGGCAAAGUGGAGAUCAAUCAGAAAGUUGCUGAAUAUGAUAUAGAACAGAAUAAAAUUACAGUGAGAGAUUCAAGGUUGAAUCAAUUAAAGGUUGUGAUGUCUAACUGCUCAAACCAUUGCCAACCAGGACAAAUAAAAUUGUCAUCUGAAAGCCAACAUACAUGUUGCUAUGAUUGUAUAAACUGCACCUUCAACACAUACUCCAAAACAAAAGAUGCACUGCAAUGUAACUCUUGUUUACCUGAUGAGUGGGCACCAAGUGGAAGUGCAGAUUGCUACAAAAAACGCAUUAUAUUUCUUGACUGGAACAAUGGAUUUUCUAUUGUACUGUUAACUCUUGCAGCCUUUGGAAUUGUUUUAAUCAUUAUAAUAGUCUCCAUCUUUUUCAAGAAUGUCAGAACACCAGUUGUUAAGUCCAAUGGUGGUACCUUAAGCUUCAUUAUGCUCAUCUCUUUGAUGUUCAGUUUUUUAAGUGUUGGUUUUUUCAUUGGAAAACCAAAUGACAUUACUUGCAAUAUCAGGCAGUGCUUAUUUGGCAUCAGCUUUACUCUUUCUGUUUCAUGUGCUCUGGCAAAAUCAUUGAAAAUACUACUAGCAUUCAACUUUAACCCAGCUAAUCAACAUAUUUUGAAGAACUUUUACUAUUCUGGGCUCAUUACAAGUUUCUGUACUGGAUUUCAGGUUAUCAUUUGUACAAUGUGGUUGGUGUUCUAUGGCCCAAAAGUGCUCAAAGAUGACACCAGAUUGCAAAGGGAAAUUUUGGUGGAAUGUAACGAGGGCUCUUAUGUGGCAUUUGCUGUUAUGUUGGGAUACAUAGCAUUCCUUGCACUGAUAUGUUUUAGUUUUGCCUUUAAAGGUAGAAAGUUGCCAGAAAACUACAAUGAAGCUAAGUUUAUUACAUUUAGCAUGUUGAUCUACUUUAUUUCUUGGAUUACUUUUGUACCUGUCUAUGUAACCACUCAUGGCAUGUAUCUCCCAGCAGUGGAAGUAGUUACAAUUUUAUCUUCAACCUACGGCAUAUUAUGCUGUCAGUUUUUUCCGAAGUGUUACAUUAUUCUAUUUAAGAAAGAAUGCAACACUACCACCUCAUUUUUGCAAAAUUUGUACGACUAUUCACUGAAAAGCACAAACCUUAUAACAAACAGUCAACAUUCACUGAACUAUUCAGCAUGUAACAAAUCCAUCAAAAGUAACGACAGUCAAAACAUAUUUAGCACGGCUUCUACUUCUGCUGCACAAAGCAACGGAUUCAUUUGUGUUUCAAGGAAGAGAAGUUCUAGUUGGUAAAUGUUGAAUUGCAAAAAUUGCCUAAAGAUGAUUUGCACACAAAUUAAUCACUUCACAUUGAAGCUGUUUUAUGGUUGGUUCAAUCCUGCCCCCGUAGCAUCAUUCACUUUGUCAUUUUUGGGCCUUGGUUGCCAAACACAAUCGCUCAUUGCGACAAAAAAAUUGCAAUUUUAUGAUAGGUCGGAGACUGAUUUCCCACGUUGCAAAUGUAACACAUCCAUUCCAGAUAGUGGGCAUUAUUAAUUUACAGAAGCAAAGUUACUUCUUACCUCAUGCUUGUCCUUCCUGAUGAGGAAGUAAUUCAUAUAAUUAAUGAUCAUGGCUAGAGAAGGAAUGUUUGUGAUUUGUAUGAUGUUUGCUACCUUUUUGAACAUUAAGUUUAAAAGAUGAAGGUUAUUUGAAGGUAAAGUUUCUAAAUAUUGAGGCCCUACUAGAUAUAAGAGGAAGCAUAUAAUGUCAUAUUUUACUAUGCACAUUUUCUAAUAUAUUUUAUGUCUUAUCCAAUGUGAAACAAUAACUAAGGGACUCUUUCUAUGGGAAGUCAUAGAAACAUAAGUAAUAUUUUUAAAUUAAUGUCUCUUAUUCUUAAUUUUCCCUUUCUUAUACCAUCAUUUGCACACCAUCACCAAGCAAUUUGCAGUAAUAUAAGAGAGCGCGAAAGCAUCCUUUCAGGGACAUCAAGGAUGUUAGACAUCACUCCAAAAUGAAGAAUAUAAAACAAGGUGUUGCCUCACAUCAUAUAUCCACCUAGUUUAUAACUUGGGAGGUGCUUGCUGGCCUGUUUUCAUACCUUUCACAAAGUUUCACUUCUGGAUGAUGUGAACAACAAUGGGGAAGACCAGCUGUUGCUUCUCCAUGUUGACAUAUCUGUCUGAAAGUGUGAGAUGAUGAACUUAUUCUGUAUAGAAAGCUUGUAGAUGAUCUUGAAGUACGUUAAACUGUCCACCAGGUUGAUCAACAACUUGUAGUUUGGUGACUAUACGUCAGAGAAAGAAAUUUCCCAUUGUAAAACCUCUGGCAAUGGUGCAAAAAUACAUGGGGUUGAAUAGGCCAGCAAGUUAAAACAGGAAAGGGAUGAGUUGCCCAUUACAACUAUUCAGAUCAAAACUACUUUUAAGUUAAAUACUAUGGCUUCUGAAAUGUGUACAAUUAUUGAGUAUAUCAUUUGUUAAUGUCGCGGAUAUUUUGUGCAAUUGCACUGUAUGGCCAUUAAUAUUGGCCAACAAAAUAGGCAAGACUAAUGUAAAUGUAGAAAACAGAAAAGUCCUAAUAUUCUAAAUUAUAUUGAUACAUCUCAAGUCUAGCCUCUAGCAACUGGGAAUCAUGUUCAUGUUAAGUAGCUGAAUUAUUGCUUUCACAGUUGUGUAUAUUAUGCUCUAUUUUUGUUAAUAUAUUUUAAUUUUAACUUUUAAA
This is a messenger RNA of Rhincodon typus (whale shark), 4059 nucleotides long. RefSeq names its product G protein-coupled receptor, class C, group 6, member A (gene gprc6a). The record is from RefSeq and is a predicted model, not a curated record. Gene Ontology annotation, cellular component: membrane. The transcript is spliced from 5 exons. NCBI's taxonomy places the organism in Eukaryota, Metazoa, Chordata, Chondrichthyes, Orectolobiformes, Rhincodontidae. Gene Ontology annotation, biological process: G protein-coupled receptor signaling pathway. Gene Ontology annotation, molecular function: G protein-coupled receptor activity. Bases 1 to 2646 code for a protein of 881 amino acids.